Messenger RNA from Protobothrops mucrosquamatus (brown spotted pit viper), 3722 nucleotides. RefSeq names its product KIAA1614 ortholog. Gene Ontology annotation, biological process: centrosome cycle; regulation of cellular localization; establishment or maintenance of cell polarity. The transcript is spliced from 9 exons. Gene Ontology annotation, cellular component: nucleus; cell cortex; apical plasma membrane. NCBI's taxonomy places the organism in Eukaryota, Metazoa, Chordata, Lepidosauria, Squamata, Viperidae. Gene Ontology annotation, molecular function: protein kinase C binding. The coding region runs from base 1 to 3693 and encodes 1230 amino acids. The record is from RefSeq and is a predicted model, not a curated record.
AUGGAGGAAAAUUUCUCUCCUGAAGAAAGAAUAGGCAGCCUAAAGCAGUGUGCUAAAAAUACUUCUAGACCCAAACAGCCUGACAAGUGCCCUGAACACGUAAAUAAUUUUUCUCUUAGUGGGCCAACUUGGAUUCCAGUGGGACACAAAGGGUCUGUAAGUAAGUCCACCUCUGUUUUGGAGUCCAAGGUUAAAGCUCUUAAAGAGAAAAGGAACCUCAUAAACAAGCGAACUGAAGCAACAUCCCAGGAAGAGGCUUCUCUAAAGAAGCUUAAAGCAUGCGACGGAAAGCCACCAACAGACCCUGCUCUUCAAAAUGCAGUAGUGGAGCCACAAGCUCAAAUCCGCACUUAUUUGACAGAUUUGCUGCUGGACAGCACUGAGUACCCACAUCAGUUGCAGGAGGAAUCUCAGGGAACAGUCCUUCCAGAGCCAUACAUCAAUGAUUUUGACCCACAAUCUAUGGAAACAGGAGAGCCCACAGGCAUGAGCUUACCAAAAGAAUUCAGGAGGCUGCCCGGAAGAGACAUACCAGAUAAAAAGUGUUCUUUAGAAAAUGCCACAAACAAGACAUCUUUAAGUGCCAUCUCUGGAAUUGGCUCUUUGAAAGACCUUUCCUUUAUUCCAAAAUCUUUUGAAGAAACAAAUGGUAAAGAAAACCAUCUAAUUCGCCCUAAGGAGUUUGACGGCAGUUCUUUUAUGAAAAGGAAUGACACGUCUGAGAUGGCAUCAGCUGGGAGGAUAUGGAGAACAGAGAGCUGGGACAGUCUUGGCAGUAGCAGCAGCAAUGUCAGUACUUUAUCUUUAGCAGAGAGAGUGGAAAGAAACCGGUCUAAGUUGCAGGAGAUGCUGAGCACAUCACAGUUGAACAGCCGUUGCUCACAGGAACCACAUACUUUGGAUACUUACCGGAAGGAAACCCAAAACCUUGGAAAUAAUGGGCCUAAUAAUGAGAUUGUGCCAAACGAUGGAGCCUGGGAUUCUAAUGUCUCCUUACAGGAUUCUGAAGACUAUCGGGUCUUUGUUCCUAACCAAAAGCUGGAGCUGAGCCCCAGGCAUGAACAGGCCAAGCAGCUGCUACAGAGAGCUCGUAUGAAGGCCAGGACAAACCCACUCAGAGCUAGCCAUAACAUCCUACUUACUGCCCCCCCAGAAAAGAGGGAUACCUGUAGAUCCUCUGUUGCAGAUGCAAAAGAUUUUGUUUUGAAGGAUGAAAAUUUACACACUAGUGGGAACCAGAGUGAUUCAUCUAGUGGUGAGUCCAGCUAUGGGCAGCAGAGGAAGCAAGGACUAUCGUCUCGAGUGCGUUUUGAGGAUGAAUCUGCAAGGGACGCUGAAGUUCGCUAUUUGGAACGCCUGCAGCAACGUCAGAAACGGCCCUUAGAUUCAGUUCUGUUAUCUCUUGGCCAGGGCCCACUGCUCUCCAAACCAGAUCUUGCUGGCUAUAUAAACGGUGACCUCCAGCGUAAAGAGAGUAGCAUCAAGAAAUCUAGCUGGGAACAUCAAAGCAUGGGACAGGGAGCAAAAAUGCGUACUCACCAGAGCAAUGGAGGAUGUUUUGAAAAAGUCAAUAAAGAAAGGAAGUGUAGUGCCUGUGGGUCUUAUAUCAACAAUUCAGCAGACACUAGAAUCAACCAAAAUGGGAAUGGCAAAUAUGAAAUUGCCAAUGUCCUUCCUGGAGGCAGUGAUACUGUUCAUACUAACGGAAACAAAGAGCUUGGUGCUUCCCAGGAGAACUCACGGACAAAGCCUCUAGGUCCCAAAAGGACUCCAUUGUGGAUCCUUCCUUCUCGGCAGCGUGUUUUUGCAGAAUGCAUCAGGGAGACGUAUAUUGGUGAAAUUACUAGUGCUGAAGAUGUGGACUCAGCUUUAGGUAGCACCACUGACACAUCAGAUAGCUACAGGACAGACAGUGAAGAAGCUGGCAUCAGCAGUCGGCAAUUUGUAAUCAAAAAUUGCCAUGGUGUCCCUAGGCCAUUGUGUUCUUCAGAGAAGAAAGCCAACACUGUUAACAGGGACAGGGAAUGGGGAAAUGGCAGCUGCAAAAAUAGUAAAGAAAUUAUUUGGGGUAAUGUUCCUAACGUAAGCAGAUUGGAAAUUGGGUCAGGUACUGACGAAGCACAAAUUUGUAGCUUGCAGGGGGGCUCUGAGGUAAAAGAUCAGGAGACUCAAACAGCCAUUCCAAGAAGCAACCAGCUACUGAAUCUGUGUCAAAUGGAGAAAGAAGACAAAGACAAAGCACAAACAAAGGUACAUGGUGCCCAGUUGAGAGAAUCUGUAUCUUCCAUCUAUUCUCAGCAGUUGCUUUUUCAAGGUGGUAUAAAAAUUCCUAUGAACAGACCAGUCAUUAAUUUAUGCCAAACCAAGCAACAUACAAAGCAGAUGGCCACUACCAACAAUUUAACGAAUCUAAUACCAGCACCCCCUGCUACUGGAAAAGUCCACUCCUCCCCAAUGUCUUACAGGAGAGCUGUUUUAACAGGCAGCCACAAAUUGAUCAAACAGGAUCCUGGGCAUAUAAAUAAAGAACUAUCAGUUUCAGCUGCCUCUCCUGGUUUCCAGGAUGUGGGUGUAUCUGGGCUAGAGGAGCAUAAUGGCCAGCAGAAUCCAGGGAUAUUCUCUGAACAUUUGGCUUCAUCCUCCAAUAAUCACAAUAACAUAUCUACCAAGUCAGAGCCCAAAACCAUAAUAACUGGCAGAGAUGAGCAACUUCAGGAGAGUGAGAAGAUGGGAAAAAAUCAAGGUCCAUCAUCCUCAACAUGUGGUGUUCCCCCUGUUGCUCCCAAUGUCAUCAGUUCCACUGCUAUUAAUAUCUCCCUGACAACUGAAGAGACCAACUUCACAAUCUCCACUCAGUCAAUCAGUAGAGAAGCUCCAGUAGCAGCUAUGCCGAAGAUAAAACCUGGGCAAGCAAAUAUUAUUCAAUGCAAACACUUAGAGGUCUACCCGCAGCCAAAGAAACAGCAAUCCACCAAGAAAGAAGUCUCUUCUACAUCAGGUUUUAAAAAAUUCUUCACCACUCUGAGUCAGAGCACGAAACAAAAAUUGGGCAGAUUCCGAUGUUAUAGCAUGGAACAGAUUUCUAUGCUAGAAUCAGGAGCUGCCAAGCCCAACAUGGAAACUGGUCCAGAUAACAUUUGUUCUCCGAAAAUAAAGAAAGUAUCUUCCUUACAAUCCUUGCAGAUGGUGUCACCUUUUAGCCAACCAAGAAAAGCCUCUUCUGUUCAAAAUCUGCAUUCCUUUUUGGGCAAGAAUAAUCGGUCCAAUGUCUACCUGGUAGGGGAACCUAAGGAUGAAGAAGCUUCUUCUAACAGGAAAACAAGGACUCAGCACAGAAGAUCCCUCAGUGUGGAGGACAUUGGGUCCCCUAACUUGGCGAGAACCGUUGGGCGGGUGGUAGCGGUUUUUCCAGAUGGAACUAGUCAAUUAGAAUUGCAGCGGUCCCAACAAGGCAACUUUGGAUUUCGUGUUUCCUCAGGGAAUGGUCGUCCUGAUACAGGUAUCUACGUCCAGGAGAUGGCAGACACCAGUACAGCUAAACUCUAUGCUGGACUCCUAGAAGUUGGGGAUGAGAUACUUGAAGUAAACGGUGCCAAGGUUGCUGGGCUGGGCCUAGCCCGGAUCAAUGAACUGCUGCUGUGGGCAGAGACGCUCUCCCUGCGAGUGCUGAAGCAGAGGCCUCUUCGGCAGUAGCAGAAGAGGAGACCCUUGCGAGGGAAGCU